Molecule: messenger RNA, 811 nt
Organism: Oncorhynchus gorbuscha (pink salmon)
Lineage: Eukaryota; Metazoa; Chordata; Actinopteri; Salmoniformes; Salmonidae
Product: cytoplasmic FMR1-interacting protein 1 homolog
Exons: 5
Biological process (GO): lamellipodium assembly; axon guidance; regulation of translation
Cellular component (GO): SCAR complex; synapse; neuron projection
Molecular function (GO): RNA 7-methylguanosine cap binding; small GTPase binding
Source: RefSeq, a predicted model, not a curated record
UCUCUGCAGCAGCAGUUGGAGGUGAUUAACGGCCAUGAUGAGCUGCUGGCUGACAUAGUCAACCUGUGUGUUGAUUACUAUGAGAACAGGAUGUACCUGACCCCCAACGAGAAACACAUGCUGCUCAAGGUGAUGGGGUUUGGUCUGUACCUGAUGGAUGGCAGUAACAGCAACAUCUACAAAAUGGACGCCAAGAAGAGGAUCAACCUGAUCAAGAUUGACAAGUUCUUCAAGCAACUGCAGGUGGUGCCUCUGUUUGGUGACAUGCAGAUUGAGCUGUCCAGGUACAUCAAGACCAGCGCACACUUUGAAGAGAACAAGAACAGGUGGUCAUGUACCUCAACAGGCAGCAGUCCUCAGUAUAAUAUCUGUGAGCAGAUGGUUCAGAUCAGGGAAGACCACAUGAGGUUCAUCUCUGAGCUGGCUCGCUACAGUAACAGUGAGUUAGUUCCAGUCAUUGGCAGCAGAGACCUGGAAGGAAAGACAACCAAAAGAAGGAUUGGCUUUGGGGAUGACCAGUGAGAUAUACCUGCUGGAGAGCGUGCUACGAGUGGGUGCUGCUAUGGUGACCAGUGAGAUAUACCUGCUGGAGAGCGUGCUACGAGUGGGUGCUGCUAUGGUGACCAGUGAGAUAUACCUGCUGGAGAGCGUGCUGCAGUGGGUGCUGCUCUGGUGGCCAGUGAGCUGAGAUAAGGCGGGCCUUUACCUUGCAGAGACUUGUAGUUGACCUGGAGCCAGUGGGUUUGGCGACGAGUAUGAAGCGAGGGCCAGCCAACGAGAGCAUACAGGUCGCAGUGGUGGGUAGUAUAUG